UUCAAAUAUCUUAAGAUACGUAAAGCAAGGAAUGUGAUGAUGCACAACAUUCCUCAGCUUUCAGAUGAUGAGGUUGAGGGAUAUUUAAAAGAUAUGAUAGCAGUGUUGAAAGAUCCUAAGGCACUUUUGUAUGACUCUGAAGCACAAACUGCUGUCACACAUUUAGAAACACUAUUAAAUACACGACUUAUCUUGACAACUGACAUGGAAAAGAAAGCAAUUGAAAGUACACUGUCAGUGAUUGAAGACGUUGGCACACAAUGUGAAGAAGUAUCAAAUGCACAUAAAAUUCGAUUUCAAGAAAUAGUAGAAAAAGAAACACUGCGAUGUCAAGAAAAAUUGCAAGAUUUGACCAAUGAAUCGAUAGAAAAAAUACGAAAAGAAACAGAUAAUUCUUUAAAGGGGUUGCAAAGAGAGCGGAAGAAUGCAGACCUUGUCGAAAAGAACGAAAACAUUUUAAAAGACAUAAUACAUCUUUGUAAAAAGAAAAAGGAAAAGUGCUUGGAAAACAUACUUUUAAUUGGAACUGCAGGUUGUGGAAGGAGUGCAUUUAUUAACACCGUUCAUAAGGCACUUUCUGGGAGAUACAUAAUGAAAGCAAAAUGCGGACAUGGAAAAUGCUUAAGUUUAACAAGAACGUUUCAGAGAUUUACAAAUUGUGGAAUGAAAGAGGAGGAUAUAGUCAAUACUGACCGUUACAAUGAUGUGAAAGACAUAGUACCGUAUCUUCCAUCACUGAUUGAUAUGCCACCAUUAGGAGAUGCCUACAACCCGCAGCUACAAGAAUUGCUUGAACUUGCUAUUGGAGGUUACAUUCCAAACGGAACUAGUAUUGAAUCAAUAUGUAAGCUACAGAGCGAAAAUUAUCCAGGAUUUCUUAAAGAUUAUUUUGCGACAAGUGACCCUGACAUGAAAGUUGGCAUUGUGCUAUUAUUCUACUCAGGCAAAGGCAUUUUACCAAUACAAUUGAAAACGAAAUGUGAGUUUAAAUGACUUAAAAACUUAGAUGAUUUCCAUUCCUGACCAAUUAAAUUGAAAUAAGUAAAUUGAUGAAGGUACAGUUUAUACAUUUGAUUACCAUUUUGUUUUGUGCCAUGUAGUGCGACUUUUUGAAAACGCAGAUACAAACAAAGAUAUUAAUGAUUAUUUGUAAACUUAAUUUCAUUUUAUUAUUUUCACGUACAACAUCACUACAUUUCGCCCACUGCGCUAAAUUUCCAUUCGUUUUGGAUAUCCAUUGGUCCAGUGGUUAAUUGGUUGUGAAAAGACAAUUCUAUGGAGUAAACUUAAACGAAAUGACAUAACUUUAAUAGUAUCGGUUUGACCUAAAACUUUUCAAACAAAAUACCUUACUCAUUUACGUUACUUAUAUGUACAUGAUGAUUUUUAAUUUGGCUUACAUAUGAAAUUACAGAUGAAAUUUCCGACAUGGGUAAAAAUAACGGAAACACCAGUCAUAUAUGCAAGAAUAUUUCUACCUUUGUAUUAGACAUAUCAUCACAGUUGUUUAACUUCUAUAUUCUUUAUAUUCAAUUUCAGACACUAUUGAUGUUUUCCAUGUUAUAACAAAAUUUGACUUGGUCUAUGAUUCCAAUGAGCCAAUGAUCUACCAUGAAAUCAGUUUAGAAUAUAUUGAAAGAAAGGAGAAAGCCAUAGGUGACUUAUAUGAUGUUUUCAACACGCUUGAAUAUCACCUGGUUCGAUGGACGAGUUACAAUGAUACCAUUGGCUACGACAACAUAAAUGUAGACAAUAUCGCAUUAACAUUUGUCCAACGUUUGUUAACAAAAUGUUACAGAGAGUCAAAACCAUGCAAUCAACCACGUGCUUUAUAUUGGAGACCCUUUCUUAUCAAAACUAAAAGCUUAGCGUGGUGGUUUCAAAAGAACAUAUUAAGUAUAUGUUUUAGCCACAACUUUUAUAUAAUCAGAGGGAUGAUAUUUCAUGACUUCAGCAGUUGGUUACUAAAUCAGGUUGUGCUGGCGGGAAAUCUGCAUUAAUAGUUGAGAUUUAAUUUUGUUGCACUUUGAUUAUAGAAAUGGGAGCUCCUUUCAUCUACAUCUACAUAAAAAACCAAGCCACGUUGUACAUUGCAUCGUGAUAAAUUAAACACAUGUAUUGUUAAAUUUUGUCACAUGAGUUUGUUUUUAUAAUUGUUUGUGUCAAAAAAACAUGCUAUUUUGUUUAUUUAGAUCUACUUUGAAAUUCAUAAUAUGUCACACCGGGAAAAGAAAUUCACAAGCUUUAUCAAAGUGAUUGUAGUGGUGAAAAAAUUAAAGUACACAUUGAGAUAUACAAAUCUAGAUUUAAAAAAAAACUAAGCCAAAUUAAAUGAAUAUCAAAAUUACUUUUUUAUUAAAAAUUAAAGUGUUCCGUUAAAGUUCUAAGGUCAAUUGACUUUCUUUAAUGUUAAUACACUGUAUUUCAAUUAAAAACAAACAUAUAAUUAAAAAUGAGAGUAAAUUGCUAGAUGUAUAACUUUUCUUGGUCUUUAUUUAGGCUUAAAGAACGACGCCAGGGUAAAACGUUUGACAACGUAAUUCAAUCUAUUAACAUUUUCAUCCCGAAAUCUUUGAGAGUCACGUGAAGGCUCGUUAAACGGCUAUGCCUCCACAAACCAUGCAACAUACAUUAAGAAGCAAUAAUUAGUAAGAUAUACAUCCGGAGGAUGUUAUUGAAUCCCAACAAAUUCAUAAAACAUAUGAUAUUUUAUAUCUGUUGUCUGUGGUGAUAUAAUAAUGUUAUAAUACAUUUUCUAGUACAACACUGAAUUAUGAUGGACGUGUACAAAGCCGUAGCUUCAAUCUUUUACAUCUAGCAUACUCUAAGUAUCACAUAUUAAGCUCCUGAGAGUGAUGUUUCACAAUGUUUAUGUUUCCAAAAAUAUGAAAACAAAACAGGGUCAACAAGGAAGAGUUGCGUCAGAUGUACGUAUCCCUACCCGACCCAGCAACACAAGCCUAGGAGCAAUGAGUCUAUCAGCAAUUGGCCUAGCAGCAAGGAGCCCAGCAGGACACCAAACAAAAGCGGGAAUGGGAACAAGGCAAAGCACUGACGUUAGAUUAAUUUUAUUUAAUAUAAUUAUCUUUAGCAAGAUGUUAGUUAUAUCUAUAUUUUGACAUAACUGAAUAAAAACUAUGAUAAAAUAUGUAUUACUAUUUAUAUAGAUCUACAUAUAAUAACUAAUAUUAGACAUUAACAGGGUUAUAGACAGCCAGCAUAUAAAAGGCCCAUUAUGCCUCAGAAAUCAUUUACAUUUCUCAAAAAUACAGAAUUGAAAAAUUAUGGAUUUCUGAUGUAUAAUAUGCCUUUAAUAUUUUAACGGCU
Molecule: messenger RNA, 3327 nt
Organism: Ruditapes philippinarum (Manila clam)
Lineage: Eukaryota; Metazoa; Mollusca; Bivalvia; Venerida; Veneridae
Exons: 5
Coding region: 37-993 (318 amino acids)
Source: RefSeq, a predicted model, not a curated record